Myzus persicae (green peach aphid) is the source of this 3096-nucleotide messenger RNA. RefSeq lists its product as uncharacterized. Gene Ontology annotation, biological process: proteolysis. The transcript has a single exon. The record is from RefSeq and is a predicted model, not a curated record. Gene Ontology annotation, molecular function: aspartic-type endopeptidase activity. Lineage: Eukaryota; Metazoa; Arthropoda; Insecta; Hemiptera; Aphididae. The coding region runs from base 1 to 3096 and encodes 1031 amino acids.
AUGGUGCUUCCCGCAUCAAUUGGUUACGUUGAAGCUAAGGCACGGGUCAUCCGUGGUACCGACCGCAUCACCUCAUUCAUUGUCGCCGCCGGUGAAUACAAGGCUGAUAUUCAAAAUGCCGGCAAACGUUCAAAGGUUGACAACAUGCUGCGUGACGUGAACGACAUCCGUGCAAAAGUCGAAGAAGAUAUCCAGUACAUGGAACGGGCUGUAAGUCAAGGGACAGCGCCGGUGGAUGUCACCGAUACAAAGGACAGUCGGACACUCUCUGCUGCAUUCGAUAAACUCUAUUACGAACUCACUGCCUUUUCUGAUGUCCACAAUUUUACGCUUGGACGAGUCCAGGAUCGAUCAUUGACUCCGAACACGGAUCCAAAUAACACUAUUGCAAACCUGUCUCACUAUCAAUUACCAAAACGCAAGUUCCCUACGUUCUCUGGUUCAAUCACGGAAUGGCAAGGAUUCGACGACCUUUUCAACUCAAUCAUGUCCCACAUGGCAGAUCUUCCGGACGUGGAGAAAUUUGAAUUUCUAAAGACAUCUCUCGAAGGUGAAGCGUUAUCACUGGUUGUCCACCUUCCACUGACCGCCGCUAACUACUCCAGUGCAUGGGGUCUAUUACGUGCCCGAUAUGGGAACAAGCGGGAUUUGGCCCGAGUCCAUCUUGAAGCUCUUCUAGCUCCGCACUCGGUGCUAUCUAACGAUGCCGGUUCCAUAAAAUCUCUCAUCCAGUCAAUUCUGGAACACACAGCUGCAUUGGACAACCUGGAUCUAACCACUCGGCUAUGGAGUCCAAUCUUGAUCCAUAUUUUCGAAAAAUAUUUGGAUUACGACCUCCGUGCUCGGUGGGAAAUGAUUCUCGGUGAACGGCACCAACCACAGAUUUCCGAAUUCGUCGAGUUCUUGCGGUCUCACGUGCGGUCCGCCGAAGCUCGGUCAGGACUUUAUUCUGCAGUGAUCCAAGGUUCUACUGGUCACUUCCAACCCUCUGCAAACUCAAAAUCCACCCGACGUCAGCAUCCUACAUCUUCGUCAAAGGUACUGAUUGCUACCACUCACAAGUCUGCCACUACGUCAAAAACUUGUCCAUUAUGUAAUCAGGCCCAUUCAAUACGUCAAUGCCAUAUAUUUACAAACCAAGGCCCAACAGAACGGUUCGAGACCAUGAAGAAAUUUCAACUUUGCAUUAACUGUUUGGGCGCUGGACACUCUACGGCAUCAUGUCCAUCAAAAUACACUUGCCAAUCGUGUCAUAAAAAACACCACACAUUGUUGCACUUUCCAACCAGUCCGCCCGUCAUCGCAGGGACUCAGUCGCCAACAUCAAUGUUCGUUGCCACAAAUAAACCUCAAACCAUACUACUAUCCACGUUACUCAUCAGUGUCGUGUCAGUCAACAACCAGAAACACACGUUCCGAGCACUAUUGGAUACGGGCUCGCAGGUUAGUUUCAUUACCAAGCAAAGUGCAGAUCGCCUAGCGUUACCAAUACGUCGCUGUUCAACACAAAUAAGUGCCUUCUCGGGUGCAUCGGUCAAUGCUGUGUCUGGCGCCAUUUCAAUCAGCAUGUCACCAGUAGGCAAUUCAGAACCGUCUAUUCCUCUUGAUGUUUACAUUGUAUCAAAAAUAACGGAACCCUUGCCUCAAACUUCAUUCGCAUAUACCGCGUUGCCUCAUCUGAAUAAACUGAAUUUAGCGGAUCCAAAUUUUAAUAUUCAAGGCCCAAUUGACAUUCUGUUGGGCGCCGAUGUCGCCCCGGCCAUCCUCACCGGAAACCGUGUUGCUGGACUCCAGUCACACCCAACAGCUUUCAGCACGGUCUUCGGAUGGGUUCUGAUGGGACCAGUCCCAUCAAGUGCAAAGAUUACAUCAAUGCUCGUCACCACUGAGACAACUCUCGAGCAGACAGUAAGUAAAUUUUGGGAGAUGGAGGAACUCCCAAAGGUUCAACAUCUUAGUCCUGACGAAAUUCAGGCAGAAACCAUCUUUACAUCUUCAAUCAAACGCCUAACUUCUGGACGGUUUAGUGUUGCCUUGCCAUUUAAACAUCCCCGUCCAAUACUCGGUGACUCAAAAGGUAGCGCGCUCAGAAGAUUUCAUGCUCUCGAACGGCGUCUGGCUCAAGAUCCAAACUUGGGCAAAAAAUACUCUGACUUUAUGCAAGACUACUUGGAAAGUAAACACAUGGAAAUAGUUCCCGACAGCAAUAAAAUAACACCUUAUUGCUAUUACAUACCGCAUCAUUGUAUCCUGCGUCCGGAAAGUCAAACUACAAAGCUUCGGGUAGUUUUCGACGCCUCAUCUCAAACUACAUCUGGGCAGUCAUUAAAUUCCAGCGUGUACACUGGACAGAAGUUACAGCAAGAAAUGACCAACAUUCUGAUUCGAUCUCGAGUACACAAGUUUUUAUUCACUGCGGAUAUCAAACAAAUGUAUCGACAAAUCCAAAUUCAUGCAACCGAUCGGGAUUAUUUACGUAUUCUUUGGCGUUUUGAACCAGACUCACCAAUUCAAGAAUAUCGCCUCUGUACGGUCACAUAUGGCUCCUCUUGUGCUCCACACCAAGCACUACGCACAAUGCAACAUCUGGCAACAAUUGAAGAGUCAAGGUUUCCAAUUGCUGCUAAAUUGCUGAAGAAUGACAUGUUUGUUGACGACAUUCUUACAGGAGCUCAGUCAGAAGAGGAUACAUUAUUCUGCCAACAACAGGUGAUUGCUCUGUGUGCUCAGGGGAAGUUCCAACUUAGGAAGUGGGCUAGUAAUCUACCCAGCAUCUUACAAGCGGUACCCACCUCUGAAUGCUCUAUAGAUCCCGCUGUACUAUUCGAUGACGAAGGGCAAGCAAUACUCAAGAUCCUCGGCAUGUAUUGGAAUCCCACGCAGGACUACUUUUCGUACAACUAUCAUAGUCCAAGCUUCACGACAACUAAACGUUCAGUCUUAUCAGAUAUGGCACGUAUCUUCGAUCCUUUGGGUUUCUUAGCACCCGUUACCUUCCUGGCCAAAUAUGUAAUGCAAUUAUUAUGGACGUCUGGAAUUGGUUGGGACGAUCUCGUCCCCGAACAAAUACUCACAAUUUGGAAGCGGUAUCAAUAG